AUGGCAUCCGAAGACCUCAGUGAAGAGGAGCGUCAGACGAAGGAGGAUCACUUGGUGUGGGAAACUAACUCAGACUUCCUGUACGAUCGGUUGUUUGAGGAAGAACUGACACUCCCGUCACUCACUGUGCAAUGGAUGCCCAGUAGGCCUGGCGAAGAUGACGACCAUCAACGCCUACUGUUCGGUACUUCCACAUUCGAUGCCGACAGUGAAAUGGCCGCCACCACCGAGAACUACCUGAUGAUCGCACAGCUAUAUCAGCCAUAUACCAAGGCCAAGCAAGAGCUCUCAGACCCUUACCUCCGUAAGGAAGGCACGCUGACGAUUGAAAAGAAGAUUAAACACAGAGGAGAGGUGAACAAGGCGCGGUAUAUGCCUCAGAAUCCGAUGCGGGUUGCCAGUCGUUCCAGUGAUGCAGACGUGUUUGUCUCCUACUUCGACAAGCCCAAAGAGGAGCCUAUCAUCCUGCACGGCCACACAGAGGAGGGUUAUGCGCUGGCUUGGAAUAUAGAGAAGAGUGGUCAGUUGUUGAGCGGCGCUCACGACGGCCUUGUUUGUCUGUGGGAGCUGGGUGAUUUCUCGCGGAAGAGUUACAAAGCACAUUUAACGUUCAAGGCACAUGCAGGUCCAGUGGCAGAUGUGGAGUGGCAACCAAACAACGAAUUCGUAUUUGGCUCAGUAGGUGACGACAGAAAGUUCAAUGUAUGGGACACGCGCAGUGAAAAUAAGGACACGCCCGCACAGACAGUCACAGCCCACGAGGGAGAUGUCAAUUGCAUGUCAUUCAACACAUAUAAUCCAUAUUUAUGCCUGACUGGAUCGUCGGACAAGACUGUGAAGCUGUGGGAUCUGCGACACUUUGAUCAGCCCUUGCACGUGUUUGAACACCACAAGGACGAAGUCUUCCAGGUACAGUGGGCGCCGUUGCACGAGACGUACUUCCUCUCCGGCUCUACCGAUGCCAGGGUAUUCAUCUGGAAUGUAUCGGACAUUGGUGCUCAACAAACCUUCGAAGAUGCAGAGGAUGGACCUGCAGAACUGUCCUUCCAGCACGCUGGGCAUAUGGCAAGGAUCGAAGACGCCUCCUGGAAUCCAGAGCUCCCUUUCUACAUCAGUAGUGUUGACGCGGACAAUUCGCUGCAGUGUUGGCAAACGGCGAAGGACAUGUUUGAGGAAGACGCAGUGGUCAGUGACUCUGAAUUGGAAUAGAUUCCAGACAGUGUGGAUUAGAGGUCGAUACUUGCGAUCUGGUCAACUGAGAAUCGAGCACGAAUAGAGCUAGAGAGUCUCUACGGUACCAGAUUGGCAUGGCGGUGCAUUGAGACUCUCUCUGUCCCGGAGAGGCAAUGCUGCUACUGAGCAGAUCUGUGUCAGGUGUUUGAUGGUCUCCAAAGCUUAUCCACCCACUAGCUGCUUAGUGACAACCUUUAAAGCACCUACGUGUGCCUGAUUGUCGAUAAGGCGAGGGUUUAUCAGAUGCAGCAUUCUUCGGAGAGAUGAUGUGGCCGCAGGUAUGAUGGAUGACAACCAAAUGCACAUCUAUGCGCGCGCUGCACACAGAAUGGCGAUUGUACCCAUAUGUUUGCCGUCAGCAAUACACACACCAGUGACUAAGUACAUCCAGUCAACCCAGUUCAAUGGCUUAAAGGUGGAACUUGAUAUGGGAAUGUAACUUGUACACCCUCG
This is a messenger RNA of Sphaeroforma arctica JP610, 1686 nucleotides long. RefSeq lists its product as hypothetical. The coding region runs from base 1 to 1209 and encodes 402 amino acids. Gene Ontology annotation, molecular function: histone binding. Gene Ontology annotation, biological process: regulation of gene expression. Lineage: Eukaryota; Ichthyosporea; Ichthyophonida. Gene Ontology annotation, cellular component: nucleus. The transcript is spliced from 7 exons. The record is from RefSeq and is a predicted model, not a curated record.